Molecule: messenger RNA, 600 nt
Organism: Triticum dicoccoides
Lineage: Eukaryota; Viridiplantae; Streptophyta; Magnoliopsida; Poales; Poaceae
Product: cell number regulator 13-like
Exons: 1
Coding region: 1-600 (199 amino acids)
Biological process (GO): cell surface receptor signaling pathway
Source: RefSeq, a predicted model, not a curated record
AUGAUGCUCUGGAAUGGCAUGAGUCAGGUGGCUAACAUAGCGCAGCUUGCCGGGGUGGACGCGUAUGGGCUCAUCACGAUGAUCGUGGAAGCUGCAAAGACAGUCAGAAGGAACCGGGAAACCUGCCAGCUGCUGGCGCGGCUUGUGAAGAUGAUUGGAGACCUUCUCCAGCAGCUCGAGAGCACGCAGCUGAUGCAGCAUACGGAGACGAGGAACCCAGUUGAGCAGCUGGAGGAGACGCUCCGGCAUACGUACAUGCUCAUCAGAUCCUGUCAGGACGGCAGCUACCUGUACAGCUGCUUUAUGAGUGGGAAGCAAGCUGACCAGCUCCAUCCGGUGCAGAAUGAGAUCGCCUUCUACCUCCAGCUUAUCCCACUCGUUGGCUUUGUCGAUACCACUCGGACCUGGGCAUUGCUUCUGCAUAGAGCUCACCCUCUCGGUACAGAUUCUUCUCACUUUUCUGGAAGUGAAUGGUACGGCUCUUAUGCGCAUGACUUUGCCCGCGCAGAUUUAGUUACUUAUGAACACUUUCAAAUUAAAUAUAAUCUUAAAGAACUCAGUUCUCAAGAUCAUGCUGCAUCUGAACUCAAGAGAUGCUAA